AUAAUCAUGUUCUCAAUGUCUCAUAUAAGUGAAGUCUCCAUCCAGUCCAACUUUCACUUUCCUUUUAAUUAUCUUAUAGCUCAUCAUGACGGAGAAGAAGAAGAACAUUCAUGGCGGAAGCUCAUGUUUCGUUCCCCCUAGGAUCCAUAAUCUCCCAAAAUUCACAAUACUCAUUUCCCAUUUCGCCCAAUUAUCUUUACUUUUGCUCUUCUUUUCACCCCUCUCCUCUUCUUUGAAUUCAAAAGUCAAAGUUCCACCCCCACUGCCAGUUCUCCCCAUUCCCUCAGCUUCUCAGCUUCAAUGGCAGCUCAGCAACAUGGCCCUCUUCCUCCACUUCGGCCCCAACACCUUCACCGACACCGAGUGGGGCACUGGCCAUGCCUAUCCCUCCCUCUUCAACCCGACUCUCCUCAACGCCACUCAGUGGGUCCAGGUCGCGAAGGAGUCAGGGUUUUCCCGAGUAAUUCUCACAGCGAAACACCACGAUGGAUUUUGCUUGUGGCCCUCUGAGUACACCAAUUACUCGGUGACUUCGAGCCCCUGGAGAAAUGGGACCGGCGAUGUCGUGGGCGAGUUGGCAGCCGCCGUGAGGCAGGCGGGGAUCGAUUUGGGCUUGUACCUUUCACCUUGGGAUCGACACGAAAGGGCGUACGGAAAGACUCUCGAUUACAAUGAGUUCUAUGUUGGUCAAAUGACUGAGCUCCUCACUAGGUAUGGAGAUAUCAAGGAAGUAUUUUUAGAUGGUGCAAAGGGAGAGGGAGAAAAAGAUAUGCAGUAUUUCUUUGAUGAUUGGUUCAGUCUCAUACAUCAGCACCAGCCAGGAUCUAUGAUAUUUUCAGAUGCUGGUCCUGACACCAGGUGGGUCGGGGAUGAGGCUGGCGUUGCAGGCACUACAUGUUGGUCUCUUUUUAACUGCAGUAACGCCAAGAUCGGUGGUACUGAUUCUCAAUAUUCUAUAGGCGGAGACCCAUUUGGACAUGAUUGGGUGCCAGCUGAGUGUGAUGUCUCGAUUAGGCCUGGAUGGUUUUGGCAUGCAUCAGAAGUUCCAAAAUCUGCUUUGACUCUUCUUGACAUAUACUACAAAUCAGUGGGAAGAAACUGUCUGUUGUUACUAAAUGUGCCUCCAAACUCUUCAGGUCUAAUAUCACCUGAAGAUGUAAAAGUGCUUCAAGAAUUUAGUGAGCUCAGAGAGUCAAUUUUCUCGUAUAACCUCGCUACAAAUGCUGUUGUUUCUGCCAGCAGUACAAGAGGAGUCGAAGACUCGCGUUUCAACGCUUAUAAUGUCAUUGAGGAAGGUAUCUACACCUAUUGGGCACCUGAGAAGAUUCAGUCAGACUGGUUUUUAUAUUUAGACUUGAAAGAGCCAGUAUCAUUCAACGUUUUAAGAGUUCAGGAACCAAUUCAAAUGGGGCAGCGAAUUAUCGAGUUUUGCCUUGAGAUACUUGAUGCAGAUGAGGAGUGGAAGAAGGUAGCAAAUGGUACCACAGUGGGAUAUCAGAGGCUGUUGCAAUUUCCUACUGUAAAAUCUCAGCAUUUGAGAUUUGUCAUUGACAAGUCCAGAGCAGAUCCACUGAUUUCGUACCUGGGAAUUUAUAUGGAUCGUUAUUCUGACCUGAGCAACCACGUAUUGAAUGCAACUAUAGAUCAACAAGGAAGACACUACAAUAACACCACUCCUUUUAUUCAUUCCAUUGUUGUCAACACUUCUCAUGCCACGAUGUAAUUUUAUAAAUAAUUAAGCAUAAACUAUUUAAUCUCAUGUUCUAAAAAAAGAUGAAAUUUAUAAAUAAAUAUAUAUUUCCCAAAAUGAAGAUUGCUUGGGUGGA
Messenger RNA from Humulus lupulus (European hop), 1826 nucleotides. RefSeq names its product alpha-L-fucosidase 1. Gene Ontology annotation, cellular component: lysosome. Gene Ontology annotation, molecular function: alpha-L-fucosidase activity. The coding region runs from base 86 to 1723 and encodes 545 amino acids. Gene Ontology annotation, biological process: glycoside catabolic process; fucose metabolic process. NCBI's taxonomy places the organism in Eukaryota, Viridiplantae, Streptophyta, Magnoliopsida, Rosales, Cannabaceae. The record is from RefSeq and is a predicted model, not a curated record. The transcript has 3 exons.